Pseudozyma hubeiensis SY62 is the source of this 1821-nucleotide messenger RNA. RefSeq lists its product as hypothetical. The record is from RefSeq and is a predicted model, not a curated record. Bases 1 to 1821 code for a protein of 606 amino acids. The transcript has a single exon. Lineage: Eukaryota; Fungi; Basidiomycota; Ustilaginomycetes; Ustilaginales; Ustilaginaceae.
AUGCUUAAAUGUGGCAAGGAGGCAGGAGGAAUCGAGGCGUGCGAAGCGGACGAUCUCAAGCUUUCGCCGCCGGAGCAUGCGUGGUCACCGAUCCCACAUCCGAAGGAUCCGUCUGCGCAGUGGAUUCAUCAAGGGGAUGGCGCACUCGACUGCCAAGCAUCUCCGCAAUCGUUGCUUCCCGACGGUCGAUUCCACCUCGACGAACGAUCAUGUCCUGGUUGGACGAAAUACUGGCAGUCGGUCGAAGCAACGCGCAAAGAUUCCUCCCACGAGGCCCUGCAGAGCUUCGUCGUUACAGUGAAGCUCGACAAGAUCACGGCACCCUCCUCAAGCGACAAACCAGAGCAAGAGAUCAAGCAGUUCUGGGUGGGACACCUGCAUCUCGAAGAAUCGCGUGCUUCCUGGCCGCUCGCCGGAAACGCGCGAGACAGAAGGCCAGGUCAAGAGGACAGGACUUGGCAUCCCAAGGAUGUCAACCGCAUCGCGGGAGCUAUGGAGAAUCCGAUGAUUCCCAAAUCGUCACGGUUCGUCAACGAUCGCAAUUUUGGCGUGUUUGUAGAUCAGUCGGCAUGGACGUUGGGCGUACAGAUCAAGGUUCCGAUGAGCAUCACCAAUCCACGCGAUGAUGACGAUGACGAGCCGGAGGACGUUCACGAGAAGAUGAUCCUGCCUCCGGAGGAAGUCUUUGCUCCGGUGUCGGGUCAGAUCGUCUGGGCGAGGGAGCAUACUUUCCGACGACCGCCGAUCUACGGUCCUGCUGCGGGGGAGAAUGACGAGAGGAGUUUCUGUGUCAUGAUUCGGGACGAGUGGUCGAUCGUGUACCAGAUCUUCGGUAUCGAUGGAUCCACCGUCAGCGUCAAGGAAGGCGAUACGGUGUUGAGAGGCGACGUGGUAGGGCAUGCUUUGAGGGAAGGGCUUUCGAUCGAGCCUCCGUCGGUGGAACCGCCUGCGGAUCAUGCUACUUCGAAACCGGAUCGCCAAGUCUCCUACUACCCGUAUCGGUAUCGAGCGCUCGAGGUGCGGGUUUCGCGACCAGAUGUCAGUUGGACCGAGUGGAAGUCACCGGACGAAGAAGGGUGGCAAUACUUCCAUCCACUGCACGCGUUCACGGAAGGCAAGAACUACCGAUCGAGCAUCACCCCCUACGGAUCUCCGACUCUAGUCUACUUUGCGAAACCUUCGACGGAUCCGCUGAACAUUCCUCCGAACGCCUAUGCCACGAGCAACGAUUUCUGGACACCGACGCUGCAAGGUCCGACGGAAGUGAUUGUCGGGUUCGAGUACUUCCAACAGACUCCCGGGGAUCCAGGCGAUGGAAUGGACAAUCUGGCGGUGUACGCAUUGGAUCUGGGGAUCAAGAAGAAGCUUGCGGGGCAGAGGGAGGUGCAGAGAGGGAUGGAGUGCGAUCUCGGUGGAGACACCGAUCCCACAGGUACAGCCGAAAAGGACAAGCGCUACUGGAGGAGCGUGUUCGAGCACUCCAAGUUGCCCAACAACUGGACUCCUCCCAGUCAGAGCAAAGAGGACGGCGGAUAUCGUUGGACGUCCAAGCUGUUCUCGCACUACAUGGCUGCGUUUUCGCACGGACGAUUCUUCCCAGAAAAAAUCACGAGUCAGUUUGACGAGAAGGAGAAGAGGCUCUACUAUUCGGCAAGCAGAACGACGAGGGGAGAGCCCAGGGUGGGUGGUGCGUUCAACGUUCAGAGCGUCAUAGAUCAGGAUGGCGAGGAGGGUGGAAGGGGCAAAUACAGGUUGGUCGUUAGGGCGAGGGAUUAUUGGGGCAAUGUUGGAUGUGUCGCUUCGGAUGUCUUGCUCACGUAA